Molecule: messenger RNA, 3917 nt
Organism: Staurois parvus
Lineage: Eukaryota; Metazoa; Chordata; Amphibia; Anura; Ranidae
Source: the annotation of a GenBank genome assembly
GCAGCUGAUGAGCCUGCCUACCUAACAGUGGGAACUGAUGUCAGUGCUAAAUACCGGGGUGCCUUCUGCGAGGCAAAGAUUAAAACCGUGAAACGGCUGGUAAAGGUCAAGGUUACCCUUAAACAAGAUAACUCUACCCAACUAGUUCAGGAUGACCAGGUGAAAGGUCCUUUACGGGUUGGAGCUACCGUGGAAAUGAAAGCACCUGAUGGGUCUCUGCAGGAAGCAGUUAUAAGUAAGCUGACAGAUGCCAGCUGGUACACUGUGGUGUUUGAUGAUGGUGAUGAAAGAACGUUAAGACGGACUUCUUUAUGUUUGAAGGGGGAGAGGCACUUUGCAGAGAGUGAGACUUUAGACCAGCUUCCGCUAACCAAUCCUGAGCACUUUGGCACUCCGGUCAUUGGGAAGAAAUCCAACAGGGGAAGACGGUCGUCCCUUCCAGUGACAGAAGAUGAGAAAGAAGACAGCAGCAGUGAAGAGGAAGAUGAUGAUGUGAAACGCAUUGGAGAUGAAUUACUGGGCAAAGUAGUCAGCGUCAACUGCAGCUUGACGAAUGAGUGUUACCCUGCUGUGGUUGUAUCUCCUAGUUGCAGUGAUGAAACGUCUGUGAAAAAAGACCAGUGUUUGGUGCGAUCGUUCGCAGAUGCAAAAUUCCACUCUGUUGCAAGGAAAGAUCUUGAGGAACUUGACAUCAAUACUUUGAAAUUGGAAAGCUCUAGCAAACCUGGUUUAAAGGAAGCCACAGCUUUCCUGAAGUCACGGGCAGUCCCCGACAGCUGGAAAAUGGACAUGAGUGAAAUCCUGGAAUCUUCCAGUAGUGAUGAAGAAGAUGGGGAGGUAGAUGGUAGUGAUGGAGAACAGAACAAAGAGGAAGAAGAGCAAGCAGAGCCUGAGGAGGAGGCAGACCCUGCAGAAAGGGACAACUUCCUACAGCAACUUUACAAGUUUAUGGAAGACAGAGGAACCCCAAUCAAUAAGCCUCCAGUAUUGGGAUAUAAAGAUCUGAAUCUUUUCAAGCUUUUUAGGCUAGUCUAUCACCAGGGGGGUUGUGACAAUAUUGAAAGUGGUGCUGUAUGGAAGCAAAUUUAUAUGGACCUUGGCAUUCCUAUUUUAAACUCUGCUGCAUCCUACAAUGUAAAAACCGCGUACAAAAAGUAUUUGUAUGGGUUUGAAGAGUAUUGCCGCUCUGCAGAAAUUAAGUUUAGGACUAUUCAUCAUCACAAUGAUCCCCAACCAGUAGAGGAGAGUCCGACACAGGAAGAAGAAUCAAUGGAGAACAUCGACCAGACCGAACCUGAAACCCCGCCUAUCAGUGUUAGUGUCAAGGAAGAUGACGACACAGAUUCUAGCAGCGACAAUGAAAAAGAGGAGAUUGAAAUGAAGUCUCUAAGGGCGAGGCGAAGACCCGUUAUCUGUGCAAACUCAUCUACAAAUGAGCAGGAAGACUCUGAGAAAAGAAAAGAGAGCAACAAAGAAAACAAAGAUGUGGAAGAGGACGAUGACAGACCUGAGGAAAAGAAGGAAAAUGAUGCUACUCCUCUGAGGAGAAGCUUAACUAGCAAGGGGAAGGAUCGGAGAAUUCAGAAACCAGAGGACUCGGAGAGAGAAUCUGAUGAGGAGGAUGACAAACUAUCUGAUGUAAGAGAUGAAAUGGAGAAUAAAGGAGAAAGUGAGGAGGAUGAGGAUUCGGAAGAAAAAGAUCGUCUGGCAGGCACCAAAGUAAAAGUUAAAUACGGACGUGGGAAAACCCAGAAAAUCUAUGAAGCCAAUAUUAAAAGCACAGAGGUAGAUGGUGGAGAGUUGUUAUACCUGGUGCACUACUAUGGCUGGAAUGUAAGAUAUGAUGAAUGGGUUAAAGCUGACAGAAUCAUCUGGCCUUCAGAGAAAGGUGGAUCAAAGAGAAAACUAAAGAAAAGAAUAAAAAACAAAGAUGAAAAUGACAAGGAUGAAAAGAGAGAGGAAGAAAAACAAAAAGCAAAGGGACGAGGCCGUCCUCCUUUAAAGUCACAGCUUCUGUCUAAUGUAACUUGUGCUGUUCCCAAGACUCUAAAUAGUGAAGGCAAAGCAUCUGGCAAACACACAAAGAACACGCCUGACAACUCUUCCUUAUCAAAUGGAUUGGAAGGAACAAUUCGGAGGAGAACGAGAAGGAGUUCUGGAAUGUACGACUCGGAUAGAUGCUCCAAUGAUUCCUCUACAUCUGAUAGCGAGUCAGAAGAAAAUACCGAAAAGGUGCCUGUGAAUGAAGAGGAGCCUUUGCCAAAUGUUGAAAAAGAAUCUGAGGAAAAACCAGACAAUUCACCCGAGAGGAUGCCCGAGCCAGAGGCCGCCCAGGUCAUUUAUGUUGUAAAGGAGCAGGAAAACAGUCCAAUAAAGCCAGCAGAAACGCUAAAGCAAGAAGUGGAAGAGAGUGAGCAAAUCGUUCAGAUUUAUGGGAAGCAAACAGAACAAAUUGAAGAACUAAAGAAAGAAGCAGAAAACCUGCCAAAGCCUAAGGGUAGGAGAAGUAAAACAAAGGAACCUUCUCCAGACAACACAAAAACUUUGCCGGCCACUCAGGAAGAUAAUGUGGAAGAACCUAAGGCAGAACCUGAAACUUUAGACUUUGUUCCAUUUGCUACACUGCAAAGUAAGGAAUUGCCCCUUACUGUGAAGGAGGUGGACCUGCCGAAUGACCCAUUGACUAAGGAAAAGAAAGGGUUUAAGAGGAAACCAAUGGAGCAAACCUCUCCAGAGAAAAAGCCUCGAACAGAGAGUGAUCUGGAACUGCCUAUCAUCACACCCGAGGAGAAACCUACAGAAAUCUGUGAGACUCAGGAAAACUUUGAUGCCAUUAAGGAGGAAGAGCUGCAGAAUGUAAAUGAUGAAAUGCCCUCCUUAACGGCUGAGCUAGAGCACGUACAGAGCAUGAGGACUGAGGACUAUGACGUGCAACUGAAUGACAUUACUGGGAUGUCCCAAAAGGAGGAACAAGACGAUGCCAUGCCCAUGAUUGGCCCCGAGACUCUGGUUUGCCAUGAAGUAGAUUUGGACGAUUUUGAUGAAAAAGACAAGGUAGAGGAUAUUCCCUUGGAGAAAGCAGAGCCUGACACACAGUCUCUACUUGCCCCUACACUGCCACCUGCUGUCCAGACUCAUAGUUACUCUGUGGCCUCUCCCCUUGCACUUAGCCACGAUGAGUCUCACAGUAUAAAAAGAGCGAGAGCGAUAUUACAAUUGAAGUGGACAGUGUGGCUGAAGAAUCACAAGAAGGUCUUUGUGAGAGUGAAUCAGCAAAUGGUUUUGAGGCCAGCACCACUUCCAGCAACUGCAGUAUGACAGCACAACAAGAAGCAGAGCUGCGCGACAAAGGGCAUAAACGGAUAAGUGAGAGUAACCUUGGAACACUAGCAAAAAAACAGAAGCGAACACCAAAGCGAAUGAGUGCUUCUUUGAAAAUUGAAAAGAAUGGGAUAGGACAAAGUAGUGACAGUGAAGACCUUUCUGCACUGGAUAGCUCAAGUAAAUGUGCUGCAGUUAAACUUACCAACGUCCCUAAGCCUCAGAAGAUCGCAAGGUCGCCAGCUAGAAUCUCAUCACCUCAUAUAAAAGACAUUGAAAAAGAUAAACAUCGAGAGAAACACCAGCACUCAUCCCCAAGGACAUACAAAUGGACAUUUCAAAUCAAUGAAUUAGAGAAUAUGUCUGGCACAGAGAGGAUAGGCUUCCUCCAAGACAAAUUACAAGAAAUCAGAAAAUACUAUAUGUCUUUAAAGUCUGAAGUAGCCACAAUAGAUAGACGACGGAAACGGUUAAAAAAGAAAGACCGCGAAGUUUCUAACACAGGAGCAUCAAUGUCUUCAGCAUCUUCAGAAACCGGAAUGAGCCCUUCCUCGUCUUCUCCCCCACAAAACACGCUUGCUUUAGAGUGCAGGUGA